CCGUGACCCGGACGUGUUUCCGGUUUGCCAGUGUUGACUUCCGGGAAGAUGGCGGAGACCGGGGCGGCGGACCGCUGUUGCCGAAGUGCAAGGAGAGCCUGGGUGUGACAUUACAGGACACAUGUCAGCCGUGUCUCCCGCGGACACUGGACCCUUGUGUAGUGGUGUUGGAGUCGGAGGUUUGGCGUUUGGACCACGGAGCGGUUACAGACACCCAGCUCCAGCUCCAGCUGCAGCCCCGGUGUGUGUUAGCAGCAUUAGCAUCCCGACAGGCCGUGUUAGUGGAGCUCCUGACGCGGACAGCACACCUCUCAGCCUGUCAGCUCUCCUCCUGACUUAUUCACAUCCUGCUCGUCUUUCUCUAAUCACUACACAAACUGUCCCUUCCUAACAGCUUUAUCAUGCGCUCUUUUAUUUAACCGGUUACUGUAAAUACUCAGCUAGCCAAGUUUCAGUUAGCCAGCACAUUGCUAGCACAUUCCUACUUGCUCGUAGAAAUGGUUGUUGUUCGCGGGUUGGAAAUGACAUGAGAGUAAUUUUACUUUUUUAAAACAUAUAUAUUUACACGCCUUUUAUUUCCGUUUUGUUGUCAACGAGUGAUUCUUUUACCCAUGUCUUCUUGUGUCCCGGAUGGCUUCAGGCUCCAUCUGCACCCUUGCACCGUGCUUUAAACUAAACAUGUAUACAGCGUUGAUAUUUAGUGUUGAAUCACCCCAUAUACCAUGCUGGCGCUGCCCUCUCGCUUUGGCCUCUUAACCUGCGGGAGAUUUUCCUUGCCUGCACAGCCUUCCCACCUUCUGGCUCCAGGUGCUCUUGCCAGCAUGUAUGCCACACGCCUGUACAGUGGUGGAGGGGGCAAGCCUGGUCGCCGCGUUGGCCUGAUGGGGGGAGGGCAAACCAUGCUGGAGAAUCACCACCACCCCCUCGCCCCUCAUCACCCCCACAUCCCACCUCCCCAGAGUUUCCCUCCUCCGCUCUACCAGGGCCGCGUGGAUGCCCAUCGAACCUACUACCAGCCCCAUCAGCACUACCACACACACCCCCAGGUCCCUCACCUCCCCCCUCCACACUACCAGCCCCACGCCCACAUGCACCACAGCAAAAAGAAGACCUGGAACUUCAUUCACGAGAAGAUGAGCUACGACACCUUCUUCACCAUGAAGCGACUGAUCGACCGCUCGCGCAGCGUGGACGAGGUGCUCCGCUGGGUCACGCAGAACCCGGGGAAGAUCUCGCACAACCACUACCCUAUCGCCUUACAGAAAAUCGGCCAGCUCCUGGCACUCCAGCAGGCUGGAGCGAUUGGAAGUGGAGGAGGGAGCCUGGGGAGCAGUGGGGUGACUGCAGAGGGAGCGCUGUCCUCACCCCCUGCUGUAGGCUCGGGUGAUGGCGCAACUCGAAAGAUUCUGGACAACCCAGAUUUCCAGACCCUCUGUGAGGCUAUUGUUAAUGACUGCUCCAAGUUUGACAACUUCAGCAUCGUCAACUGCCUUUAUGCCGUGGCUGCACUUGGGCUGCCCAGUGACUCUCGGAUAGUGCAGGUGCUGGAGGAGGAGUCGCAGGGCCGCCUGUCGCAGUUUAACCAGAAGGACAUCUCUAUGGUGUUCAGCAGCUGCAUGAAGCUGCACCCCUCCAGCCAGCACCCGCUCAUCGAGUCGUGUCUGGCAGGCUUGGAGAAGAACAUUGAGCGUGAGCGUCACCCACAGACGCUGUUCCUGCUGCUCUCUUACUACCGCACCAAGUGGCGUGCGCUGCAGGCGGCCGACACUGCCUCAGCGGAACAGCUCGUGGUCGACCGCAAGAUCCUGCGCCUGGUCAAACACACGCUGGCCAGCGUCAGCUGCGUACGUGACCACGAGAUGACCUUACUGGACGAGAUGCUAGCGGCGUGCGCCCGUGAGGCCAGCAACAAGAGCCUUGAGCUCAUCUUCAGCUCUCACCUCUUCUACCAGAACAGGCAGGAGAAGUUCGUGAGCAGCCUAGCUGAGGAGCUGCCUAAAAAGGUCGACAGUAUCACCCCUUACACUAUGGCUCUUAUUGCCAAGUAUAUCGCACGCCAUCGUCUCAGAGAAACACAGCUACUGGACACCAUUGCAGAAUUCCUGGUCAAGAAGGGCGAGUACUUGGACAGCAAGGUGAUCCAGAAGCUCGUGUUCCCUUUCAGCCGCAUGAGUUAUCGGCCAGCCAAUGAGGCUCAGUUCUUCUCUAAGCUGGAAAUGGUGCUGGAGCUGAAGGCUCUGAGUUCACCGCUGGCUACCGUCAACAUCCUCAUGUCCCUCUUCCAGCUGGGACACUUUCCCAGCCUGGUGCUGCACCGGGUCUUCUCACCCUCCUUUAUCAGCAACGUCACCAACAGUCCGUAUGCUCUGAUUGUACGCCGCUAUUUGUCCCUGCUGGAUGCUGCGGUGGAACUCGAGCACCGAGAGUACACAGGGCCUCGUCUGCAGGACUCACACAAAGUCCUCAUGUUUGACCACGCACUCACUGCUGACGAGGUCAACCGCAAGUACAGUUAUAAAGGUCUUGUUGCUGAGGCCCUCAGGCAGUUGGUUGGAGAGCAUGGUUACAAGCAAGAUGAAGUUCUACCUCCAGGAUAUUACACAGAUUUUUUGCUGUGGAUAGACCAUGCGGGCCGUGUUCUUCCCAUCAGAGCAGGCUCAGCAGCAGUCUCAUUAACAGCGGACUCUUCUAUGUGCACAGUUGUGAACCCCAAAUCACCAGAUGGUUCCACGUCUGUUGCUGCUCUCACCUCUGAUUUCCAGAAGUUCUCUCCCUUCUCACCGCCUCUAGAGGAGGGUGUCGACAAACAGCCCGAAAAUGAUUCCACCUUCCUGCCGCCCCACAUCCAGAGAGCAGGCACCAAUGGAGCCGUGCCACUGGACUACAACACCUAUUACCCAGCUUCGGAUUACUACACCAGCCUGGCCAAGGAACACUCUCUGGAGAGCCAGGACAGCUCAACAUUGAGCAGUUCAUCAGAGUGUCUGGCUCAAGCUGGGUCCGCUGUCCCCGGGGCCACUGCGCCACAGGACUCCCUCUUCCAGUUCUCUAUUGGAAAGAUACUGGAGGAUGAGAGUGGUGCAUCCAUCCAAGUGGGGGCCAAUUCAGGACCAGACUGCAGUAUCACGCCUUUCUAUGAUGGUGUGACCUACGAGGCAGGAGAUAGCAAUGCAGUGACUGCUGCUCCACUCCAGCUGCACACAGCAAAACCCUCUGAGAUGGAGAGGACACCCGGGGAGCACAUUAAAAGGGUGAUAAUGUCGGUAAACGAUAAAUGGCACUACUGCCACAACUCGGAUGUGCUUGUGGGUUCCCGGGCCAUGAGAGACCGCCACCUGCAGCUGCUAGGCUACGUUAUACUACAGUUGCCCUAUCUGGAGUUGGAGAAGCUGAAUGGAAUUGAGGAAGUGAAGCAGUACCUGCACAAAAAGCUCCUGGAGGUUCCUUUAUGACGGUGGAAAAGCAGAGGCGUAUGCAGCCAUCAAACGAGAGUCUGCUCAUUUCACCAGAUCUGACUGACCGUGUGUGAACCGUUAUGAACCAAGCAGGACAGUGUGUCGUGUGAAUCUGUGCAUUAUGGACACAAUGACCAGACGUACAGUAACUGAAAGGAAUCAGGCAGGAUCAUGAUGAAUGUAUAAAGGAGAUGGAUUAUAUCAAUAUAUUUUAUUUUCUCAGAACAAAUGAUCUAUUUUGUCAUUUAAAGGAAUGCAAAGCAACGCACUCAGUGUACUGCUGGAUUCAUAAGCUGAUGAAAGAAGUAGUGAUAUGUCCCCUUGUGUUGUUGAACUCGUUAGCAUCACUGUGUCCCAUAUUCCAAAUCUGUAUCUGAAAGAGAAGCAUGUCAGCUUUUGAGACAUUUUUCCCAGUUGAUGCCUCAGUGAUGAGAACCUGGAUGAAUAGAGCUGAUCAUUUGCCUCCAGUAUCACAAAUAAAUCAGUAGGAUCAUGUUGAGCUGUAAACACAUAAUGAGGGGUAUGACGUUUGUUUCUGUUUGGACAUUGUUAUGGUUUAGUGCAUAUUUUUGAAAAAGAAAAAAAAAAGUUUAGAUGGCAGUAAUACAGAAGCCUUGUUUUGUGUAAUCUAAUUCUCAUCGUGACACUGUCGCUGUGUGCGUUGGCUUUGCUUUGUUUUUUUGGAAGAGAAAUUAUUUAUUAUGGCAAGUGUUCCUCUGAAUGUAAGAAGACUAAGUGAGUGGAUGUCUGUGUGUUGGGUAAUAGGUGGGGAAACUGGAAAUCUUUGUUUAUAUAUACAUAUUAAAAUGUCUAUAUAAAAUGAUUAUUAAAAAAAAGUUAAAAAGCAGGGAACAAACAUGUCUGAUUUUGGUUUGUGUUUUGAUCUCAGUGCUAUUAUAAUCUUCUCAAAGUGUGAUCUGUGAUUUUUUUUUUUUAUUUUGUUACAGUUAUGGAAAAAUUAUAACCCACCAUUAUCAAAAUUAUUGCAUUUAUUAUUAAGUUCCUAUAGGUAUUACAUUAGCCUGUUUGACUGGUUACUUGAAUGGGUUUCAUUCAAACCUCAGUAACACUAAAACAAGUGGCUCUUUUGUACAAGUGUACUAUUGACAAAAUUUUUUGUGCGCCUCUCUUUAUUAUUUUCCAAAACGAAUGACAGAUGCAAUGCGAAAUUUAAAUGAAAAGAAAACUCAACCAAAGAACAACACUCCCCCCCAUAUACGAUCCAUAUAAGUUAGUAGCCAUAUAAGGUCAAUUACACCCAAAAAAAUUUUAAAAAUGGCAGUAAUUAUAAAAAUAAAGUAGAAAAAUAAAUAUGAAAGUUCAGCACGGGUAGAGUAAAUGUUAAUGAAA
Pangasianodon hypophthalmus (striped catfish) is the source of this 4805-nucleotide messenger RNA. RefSeq names its product Fas-activated serine/threonine kinase (gene fastk). Gene Ontology annotation, cellular component: mitochondrial matrix; ribonucleoprotein granule. Gene Ontology annotation, molecular function: RNA binding. Gene Ontology annotation, biological process: regulation of mitochondrial mRNA stability; mitochondrial RNA processing. NCBI's taxonomy places the organism in Eukaryota, Metazoa, Chordata, Actinopteri, Siluriformes, Pangasiidae. Bases 723 to 3452 code for a protein of 909 amino acids. The record is from RefSeq and is a predicted model, not a curated record. The transcript is spliced from 11 exons.